GUUUUCUCUUGAAGCUCCUCUUCACCCUUAUCUCAGCUCUAACGUCAUGAAAGCUUCGCUUGAGUUGUUUCCUGCCUCACUGCUUCUGGACUGAGCAAAAGAAGUGAGAGCUACUGUAACAAACAUUUCACUUGAUCAGGAGAGUAAAGAUGACAACGUUUCCUUGCCGAGUUAUUCUUUUGGACGGCGCUGUCAUUGAGCGAGACUUAGAGAAAAAAGCAGUGGGCCAGGUUCUGUUUAAUAAAGUCUGUGAGUAUCUCAAUCUUCUAGAGAGGGACUAUUUUGGCCUGGCAGCAUGGGAUUCAUCUAACAAUAAGGUGUGGUUGAAAUUUUCCAAACCGGUUCACAAGCAGAUCAAAAGUCAUGAUGCUACAUUUACAUUCAGUGUCAAGUUUUACCCACCUGACCCCUCUUUACUGGCUGAGGACAUUACAAGAUACUUACUGUGCCUUCAGCUCAGGACAGACAUCCUGGCAAGCCGUCUGCCAUGUCCACCAGAUAUUUUGGCAGUUUUGGGAUCAUACACAGUCCAGGCAGAAUUUGGAGAUUAUAACCCUGAACUACACGGGAAAGAGUUCUUCAGUAAUAUUCCCCUUGCACCCAAUCAAACUCCAGAGCUGGAGGAGGCUGUGGCAGAGCUCCAUCAAACACUCAAAUCCAUGAGUCCUGCUGAAGCAGAUCAGGGUUUCCUGCAGAAUGUCAAGACGCUCCACAUGUACGGAGUACAUCUGCAUCCUGCUAAGGAUGCCAGUGGUGGAGAUGUGAUGCUGGGUGUGUGUGCUGAUGGUCUAGUAGUGUAUGAGGAUGAGGAAAACACACAGAGUUUCAGCUGGCCCACAGUUCUGAAUAUUUUUUACAAACACAGCAACUUCCAAGCCAGGGUUUCUCACUCAGAGGAUGCAUCUGAAAAUACCAUCAAAUUCACUCUUCCCAGCUACCGUGCAUGCAAAUGCCUGUGGAAAAAUGCUGUGGAGCAUCAUGGCUUCUUCAGGAAUUUUAAGGACCUAGCCAAGGCUCCCCUCCAGUUGGGUUCAAGGUAUCGUUUUGACGGUCUCACUCAUGAGGAAUCUCUAGAGGUCAGCUCCACCAUCAAGCAAGCAGCUCCACGCUUUGCACGCUCAGCCAUCAAGAGGAAAGCAAAAGAAAGCUUUCUUGUGGAUAUGAAGCGCCCAAACAGAACCGAAUUUGUCGACUGGUUUCAACUGCUUGGCUCUGAUGAAACAUGGCCUGCUUAUAGCCCAGAUAAGUACCAAGUGACAGCUGGAGAGACACUUGCUUAUAAAGGAAGAGAGGAAGUGGAUGAACUGGAUAAUGAGUGGUUUCAGCUGUUGGGUGGGCGCUCCUUUCCCACUCAGCAUUCUUACUCAUCCUUAUCUUCAGAUUCUGACAUUUUGGAAAGUGAUAAAUUCCAGCUUUGGAAACUGCAAGCUGAUGACUGGUUUGUUCUCCUCGAACCCCACACAUAUCAGCCCGGUGUAAGGCACUGGAAGACCCAACAAUUGUCUUUCCAGUCCUCUCAAGCAGAAGAGCAGACAGAAGAGCUGGAAUAUAUAAAAGGAAACUCAGAGAAGAGUAUAAAUAUUGUCUGGAAAAGAAAAGAGGUUGAUGCUGUGACAGAGCAACACGAGGAAGUGGAAGUGGAAAGAAACUCAAUAAGUCCAGAUGUUGUUGGCAAAAAUCUAGAGUUGGAAACUAGGGACAGUGAGCAAAUAGUGAAAGUUAUGAGGGAAAUGAUGGAAGGUGAGGUGGAUGGAGAAGAAUUACAAACAGUAGUAAUGUAUGAACAGAGAAGGCAGGUGGUGGAACCUUAUACUGGACAACUUCAGGAGGCUUUUGUUGAACAAAUAUUUAGAGGGAUGGAAGUCGUAGACACGGUACGUGAACUGAUGUUAAAGACAGGUGAAGUGGUGUCUGAGGAAAAUGUAGAGGAUUUAGAGAAAACAUUACAAGAAGUGGAGAGCGUUGAAAGAACACUGCAGGACAUAGAAAGGCUAAAAGUCAAAUUACAGGAAGUAGAAUUAUUGGAGCAAAAACUACAAGAAGUGCAGCAGGCAGGAAGACAGCUUGGGGAGAACGAUGAUUGGUACAUUUUGCUGGAGAACAAACUGAUGGCAUCUUCAGCACCUGUGAGACUUGUAGGAGUGGAAACUUCUGAAAAAAAGCUGCAGAAAAAACUUGAACAAGGAGACAGAGGAGACUGGUACCUUAUGCUGGAUCGCAAACCCUUAGUGGUAUCUUCAGCAAAUGCAGGUCUUACCAUGGACACAACAGAGCGGAAAGCAGAGAUGAGUCAGUGGACAGAGGAGAAACUCCAGAGAGCAAACACUCUAACACGUGUCCAGAUGAAAGACGACUGGUACAUUUUGCUGGACUUGCUCCCACGACCUACACAGACCACACAACCUGCACUGCCUCAAUCAGUAGAGACUGUCCAGUCAUCUUGGAUGAAUGUGGUAGAGGAGCACAAAAACUUCGAUGAAGAGUUCAAAUGGAGAGAGGAGAGAACAAUUUAUGUGGGAGAAACACAACCAAUUUUACCAGUACAAAGAGAAGAACAGACAGAGAAACAGGUGGAUGAUGACUGGUUUAUCCAGCGGUACGUUCCUCCUAAAGAAGCAGGUAAACAGAGAGCUGUAGAUGUUCACAAAGAGACCAAAGAGGAGGAGGUACAACUAAUCAAAACACAAGUAAAAACGAUAAUAAUUGAAGAGGAGAGAAGAGAAAUGCUAGAAACAUCUCAUGAAGUGGGUCAGAUGAAUCCAAUCCCAUUCGAGAAGAGAGAUGUUCCUUCAGGUCUUACCAUGGACACAACAGAGCGGAAAGCAGAGAUGAGUCAGUGGACAGAGGAGAAACUCCAGAGAGCAAACACUCUAACACGUGUCCAGAUGAAAGACGACUGGUACAUUUUGCUGGACUUGCUCCCACGACCUACACAGACCACACAACCUGCACUGCCUCAAUCAGUUCUUGUCACAGCUGUAGAUGUUCACAAAGAGACCAAAGAGGAGGAGGUACAACUAAUCAAAACACAAGUAAAAACGAUAAUAAUUGAAGAGGAGAGAAGAGAAAUGCUAGAAACAUCUCAUGAAGUGGUUCAGAUGAAUCCAAUCCCAUUCGAGAAGAGAGAUGUUCCUUCAGGUCUUACCAUGGACACAACAGAGCGGAAAGCAGAGAUGAGUCAGUGGACAGAGGAGAAACUCCAGAGAGCAAACACUCUAACACGUGUCCAGAUGAAAGACGACUGGUACAUUUUGCUGGACUUCCCACGACCUACACAGACCACACAACCUGGACUGCCUCAAUCAGUUCUUGUCACAGCUGUAGAUAUUCACAAAGAGACCAAAGAGGAGGAAGUACAGCUAAUCAAACCACAAGUAAAAACGAUAAUAAUUGAAGAGGAGAGAAGAGAAAUGCUAGAAACAUCUCAUGAAGUGGUUCAGAUGAAUCCAAUCCCAUUCGAGAAGAGAGAUGUUCCUUCAGGUGCUACCAUUUAUACAACAGAGCAAAACGCAGAGAUUAGACAGUGGAUAGAGGGGGAACUCCAAAGAGCAAACACUCUAACACCUGUCCAGAUGAAAGAUGACUGGUACAUUUUGCUGGACUUGCCUACACGACCUACACAGACCACACAACCUGCACUGCUUCCAUCAGGUACAACUAAAACCACACCAGUUCUUGUCACAGCUGUAGAUGUUCACAAAGAGACCAGAGAGGAGGAAGUACAGCUAAUCAAAACGCAAGUAAAAAUAAUGAAAUCUGAGGAGGAGAGAAGAGAAACGCUAGAAACAUCUCAUGAGGUGAUUCAGAUGAAACCAAUUCCAUUUGAGAAGAGAAAUGUUCCUUCAGGUGCUACCUUUUAUACAACAGAGCAAAGAGCAGAGAUUAGACAGUGGAUAGGGGAGGAACUCCAAAGAGCAAACACUCUAACACCUGUCCAGAUGAAAGACGACUGGUACAUUUUGCUGGACUUCCUUCCACGGCCUACACAGACCACACAACCUGCACUGACUCCAUCAGAGGGUGUGUCAGACACAUGGAUUCUGGAAGAAAAGAGAUUAAGGGAGGUGCAGAAGGGACGACUCAGUAAGGACGUAAAGAGAAGCCAUGUGGUGGAGGACAAAAUACUUCAUCCAUAUGUGCCUGCACCAAAAGCAGAAGAGCGUCAUCGGGAGGUGAUUGAUGAUUGGUUCCUCCUGCUGGAGCCCGUUUCUAAAAUAUCAGUGAACAUUUACAAGAGAGCCGAGGAGGACCAGCGUAGGAAGGACGAGUUGUUUAAGAAGCAAGCCUUGGCAGAAGACAGAAGAAAAGUGGCAGGAUUCAGACAUCCAUCAGUCCCUAUCAUCCCACUGACUCCAGCUGAUCAGCCAAUGACAUCAACUCCCACUGCACAAUCUGUUCGCAUCACAAGACCCACUUAUCAAGAGGAGCGUCUAAAGAGACUGGAAAUCACACAGGAGAUCACACAAGAUAUAAAGCAAGAAUCUAAGGUGGAAUCAGAGUCCAUCAUUAAGAGAAAGAAAAGAGAGAAGAGAAUUGAGGGUGAAUCCAUUUAUAUCCGUCACAGCAUUCUAAUGUUAGAGGACUCUGAUGUGACUCAGGAGAUUGUGUUGAAUCAUCAUGCCAGUGUCAGUGAGUUAAAGCGCAUCUUUAUGGAGGACAUGCCUGUGUUCGGUCCCACUGAGUGGGACAGGCGUCUCUCUACAUACACUCCUGUCAUUUACCCCAAAUUAUCCAACGGCGAGCUGUUUAAUGGCAUAGACAUAAUGGGAGCAGAAGGAUUAUCAGUGAUGUGAUGUGAUGUCGCUCCACCCUGUUAUCCUUGCGAAUCCUUUGUCUUAUCAACAGCUCAGGACACCGAACCUCUUUCCUUUACUGCACCAUUUUGUCAUUGAUACAUUGCUGUUGUUAUUUGGUAAUAUAACCUGUAUACCAGAUUUAUUUUUUAUGUGCAGUAAAUACUAUAGAACUUUUAUAUUGUAAUACUAAGCAUUACAGUGGUUUGUUGCCUGAAUGCAGAUGUCUAAUGUCUGGUAACAGAUGUGAGCUUAUCACUGUCAAUGUAGGAUUGUCUGUGUUUAUUAGCCAGAUUUUGAAAAGUGUGGAAACCCAACAAAGAAUUACAAUUGAAGCAAAAUAUGUGUAGGCAGUUUUGAAUAAUAUAUUAUUCAUUGGAGAAGAAAUAAAUUGAUCAGAAACAAACCCUAAAGACAGCGUCAUAAGGUUCUUAGACAUGUUGCUGAACUGCUUUUGUUGUGUAUAGGUGUGGUUUUUCACACAAAAAAAAGAAAAAGAAACUUGGAUUCACUUUAUAAAUGUACAAUUAUACCUUGUUUAUUAGUUUGACAGUCUGUAUAUGGAGAUAACACAAAAUUCCCCAUUUAAUCUGCUUGUAUUUACAGGUUUUGUUGAUUUAUCUUGUCAUGACAAUAUUGUAUUUGGCAUGAAGUCAUGAUGUUAUAUAUAAAUAUAUAUAUACUAAA
Molecule: messenger RNA, 5480 nt
Organism: Tachysurus vachellii
Lineage: Eukaryota; Metazoa; Chordata; Actinopteri; Siluriformes; Bagridae
Gene: epb41b
Product: erythrocyte membrane protein band 4.1b
Exons: 31
Coding region: 150-4793 (1547 amino acids)
Biological process (GO): cortical actin cytoskeleton organization
Cellular component (GO): cytoskeleton; plasma membrane
Molecular function (GO): cytoskeletal protein binding
Source: RefSeq, a predicted model, not a curated record